CAGCAGUCUUCAUCUUGCUGCGGUCCCUGGUUAUCAGGCUCCUCAGUAGCAGACUGGCAGGCUCAGUGGCUCAGUUCCUCAGGAGAAGCUUCUCGACAGGCGCUGCCCACCUUGGCACGGCACUGCGCCACAUCUGGGACCGGGUCCGAUCCCAGGAGUCCAAGGAAGCCGUCCUGGGCUGUGUGUUAUGCAUUCUCAACAUGCACAAGAAGGUGGAGAACUGAGCUCUCUCUACACCCUGUGAUCAACCCUCCACCUCCUGCCGAACAGAGACCGCACAGCUGUGUAGCGAGGAGAGAGUACAAAGGGAUGUGACAGACUGUUUUUUAGUUUUUUCAUUUGGAUUUUUUUUUUUUUUUUUUGGGAUUUUUGUCUCCUCACUGGGACUCUGAUCAUGUCGGAAAGCAUCGUGAGGAAGGUGCAGCCCUUCACCAUAGGGACGAGGCUGUCAGCUCCAGCUGUGCCAAAAUGCCAGGAGUUCACACAGAGUUAUCUCCCCGCUGAGACUCUGGAUAACUGCGUGCUGCAGCACAACCUGAACUCCCUCUACCUCAGCCGGCCCCAGGGCUGCGCACAUGGUCCCUGUCUGGUCGCGCCGACUGUCAAGCAGGUCGCCCCAGUGAAGCAGCGGCAGGAGCACAUGGCGGCCGAGGACCACCUGAACCAGAACGUGGCGUCUCCGUCCUCGACGGUCUCCAGGUCCAUCAAGAAGAUCACGAUCUCUGGGAGCAGAGACAGAAUGGAGAACAUGGUGGUCGUGGGAGCAGCGCGGCUCUCGGUCGCCGGGUCCACAUCCGAGAACAACAACAACAACAACAACAUCAGCAACACGUCAGAGACGCAUCGGCCCAGGAUCGUGGGAGUGAGCUGUGAGAAUAAGCCGAAUUCUCAAUUUAAGGUUUUACUGAGAAAAGACAGCGGUGACGACAUGCAGCCCGCUCAGGGACGGACCUGGAUGCAAGUGAAUGGAGAGAAGUCAGUCCAGCAGAUUUCAGUGGCCAAGCUGCAGAAGAAGGAGCCUCAGAGGACGGAGAGUCAUCCACACACACAGAGCGAAGCAUCUGCAGCUGUUCCACCCCAGAGCGACUGCUUCACUCAGCGAAACUCGCUCUUCAGCAAAGAAGUCCUUCAGGCAGAGGCAUGGAUCAAAGGAAAGCUGCAGGAUCUGAAGGAUGGGUGCAACGUUCAGUGCUGCCCCCUGCAGGACUGGGAGGAAGCUUCACAGACUCUACAGAGGGACCUCAAAGACUUUGAGAACACCUUAAUUCAGCUCAACCAGAUGGGCGAGCAGUUAAUCUGCAAGCUGAACCCCACGUCUGAGCUGGUGAGGAAGCAGCUCGGCCAGCUGAGGGACCAGUGGCAGACCCUGAAACUAGCCGCCAGCCAGACCAGGCCUCUGGGCGGAGCCAAGUCCCUGCAGGAGUUCAACAGAAAGGUGGACCAGCUGGAGGCGUGGAUUAAAGAGAAGCAGGAAGAGGAGCAGUCUCUGGUGAAUGUCCUGAGGGAAAAUGUUGACAAAAUGCAGCUGACCAGGAGAAUUUUAGAUCUUAAACAGGAUGAACAGCUACACAGAAACCUCCACGAGGAGAUCAACAACUUGGCCCUUAAACUGGAGAAACAAGGGAAGACAGAUGGCAAAAACAUCUCCAGCAGGAGGAAACACAUCAAUAAAAUGUGGCUGAAGGUCCAGUCUCAUCUGAAAAACUACCAUGAAAAUCUUCACGUGGCGCUGGAAGUGUCCUCGUUUUACCAGCAGGCCGACAAUAUCCUCUUUGCUAUUAACAACAUGAAGAAAAGCAUAUGUGCAUCCAGAGAGCUGGACAGCUUUGGAGACAGAGAGAUGCGAGACAUCGCCAGUCAGAUCGUGAUGCUCGAUGUUAGCGUAUCCCAGAUGUCUAAUCUCCAUCCCGCCCUGGCUGCCAGCGUUGCGCAGAAGCAGAGUGAGGUGAAGGACUGCUGGACGCUUCUUCAGAAGGUCUACAGGAGUGACAAGACCACACUCUCUCUCGCCGGCUCCGCUUUCACCAGGGAAGACGCUGACCUCCUGACAGCGGCCCGGGAACCCCACUGCAACGUGGGAACGGACACGUAUGGGAUCAUGGGAAAGGAGGUGAAGGAGGAGCGGAAUCGUCUGAAGGGCUGCGUGAGCAUCGUCGACUGUGAGAACGGCAGGCGAACCCAGAGCCAAGAUCAGCAAUCGGCAAGCCCCACCUCCGCACCACCGGGAGACGGCCCAGCCUGCGCGAACGGUGCCAUCGUCAGACAUAAGUUUAAAGGGGAAAGCAGGAAGCCCAGACCAGAGCCCAGGCUUGCCACCGCUCCUCAAGGCCACCCACAGCUUCAUGUUCAGCUCCAGAAGUUCACCGUGUCUGCUGACAAGACUUUGUCCUGGCUCAAAGACAACGUCUCCAUGGCGACGCAGGUGUGUUCAAUAGCCAGCUUCGAGGGGCUGGAGGCGGCCAGGAAGUGUCAACAGACUCUGGAAAAAGAAAUCCUCACCAACAGAGCCAGGAUAGAGGUGGUCAAAAGGGAGGGCUACGGGCUGGUCCGAGCUCAGCACCCAGGAAGCUCCAGGAUCCAAGAGUUCCUCGGCCAGCUGGAAGUCCUGUGGGAAGAGCUGAGGCGGAGGCACCAGAGAAAUGCAGCCUUUCUGCUGGCCUCAGAGGAGCUUGGUUUUAGGGCUGUGAAGGUGCUCCAGGCGCUUGGCAGCCUGGAGGCCUGGCUGGAGUCGGUGGAGCUCUCCAUGAAAGAAUCGGCGUUAGCCGGGGACCCUGAAACCAUGAGCGUGGCCGAGAGGGAGAGCCGUCUGCUGGAGAGGGAGGUGGCGGCACGCAGCCCGGAGCUCAGCGGCCUGAGGCAGGAGGUGGACCGCCUUCACGCUCACAACCAUCCGCACACACGAGGACUGCCAGCGCGCAUGGAGGAGGUGGAGAGAAAGUACUAUCGCAUUCAGAGUGCUCUGACCCAGCAGAGCUCCGAGCUCCAGGACACGCGCAUGCUGACUGAGUUCCUGGAGCGGGUGGAGCUGGAGGAGAGCCAGGAGCUCAGUCGGAAUCGCUACAGCCUCAGUCAGGCUCCUCACGAUGACGCCGCUGCUACUCUGUUGGGUUUCCAAAGAAGUGGCCAUGGCGGCGGCGGGAAUGGCGGUGAGCCCCUGAUCGAGGCCAUGGGUGACCCGGUGGAGGAGCUGCGAGAGGCUGUCGAGAUGCUGAAUGACACAGUGAGGGAACGAGGCCGGUCGCAGAACCACGACCAGGCCAUCCAGGCCCUGCUCAGCAAACAUGCCCGCCUUGCGGUGCGUGUGGAGGAGUGCCUGAGCUGCAGCAAGGAGCUGAAGCUGGACAUCCUGGAGAAGGAGACGGACAUGGCCAUCCAGUGCGAGCCGGACCGCUGUGGCCUGGAGGCUCUGGAGGACAAGCAGGACCACCUGGAGAUUGAGUAUGAAGUCAUCAAGGAGGACAUAAAGGAGAUGGAGGAGCAGACGUCGCAGAUGAGUGAAUUGUGUCCGGAGAGAGUGCGCGUUCUCCGGACAAAAGUCCAGACGACGCUCCAGGCCUGGGACGAGCUGGGAAAGAGUAUAACAGAGAACAAAUGGUGCCUGAAAGAGUUUGUGCACCUCCAGGACUUCUUCAGGAGCUACCUUGCCAUGAUCUCAUGGACAGAAGACACCAGGUCGUGCAUUUUCUCAGACACAGCCUUGCACCUCUCGAGAGACGGACAGAGGCCACUGGCCGCAGAGCUGGACACGCAGAUCGAGCAGAAGUUUAAGGAGUUUGACGAGCUGGCGACAACAGGAAAAAAUCUUUUAGACAAAGAACACCACCUCACACAGAUGGUCAGAGAGCGCAUGGAGGAGCUGAGGAGCAUGCUCGGCUGGAUCUUGGUGCACUGGAGGGCUCAGAAACAGCAGUGGCUUAAAAAGAUGUGCAGACAGGAGGCCUCACAAGAUAACAUUUACUCUGAGGCAACAAUGUGUAACCCAUUACCGGAGAGCUCAUCUCCCCAGCAAGACGCCCUCCAGUCUCAACAGAGCCAAGCUGUCAGCUCCUGCAAAGACACAACAAAAACAGCAAGAGACAGCCGGCUCUCGCCCCUGCAGCCCAGGCGUGUUGAGCAGUACGAGGAGAAGCAGGCGGAGGAUGGCUAUGAGGUCAUGAACAGCAUCGGACCGCCGGGCGAGUCUCCAAAGGCCAACGUCGUGGUGCUCAAGGAGAACAACAGCCCGCCUCUGGGAAGCACAGUCAACCUCAUCCUCAGCUUCGGUAACGCAGGGGACAGUCAGGUUCAGGUGCUCGACCUGCCUGCUGAGGCCGAGGAGGCAGCAGAGGAGGCGUCUGAGCCUGUCCACAGGGUGAGUACGUACUUGCAUGUCAAGGAUAACAACCUGGCUGCGGCCCCCGUGUAUGAGAGCAUUACCCUGCCUCGCCAAAAGACUCGCUCUGCUGCCUCGGCCUCCCCCACCCUCUCGCCAUCCUCCUCCCUGCCACCCGCCUCCGUGCCGGCGCCGCAGAUGAGCAACGUGACCUUCCACCCUUCAACGGGAAGUGGCAGCGGCUCCAUCUUCAGCAGCCUCAAGAGGAUGGGGAAGAAGAGGAAAAGGGAGAGGGAUGCUCGGCGUCACACGAUCCAGAAAAUCAUGGGAGUGGAGGAGCAAAGAGAAGGGAUGCCUCAUUACGCCUGCGAGGCAGUCACAUAUGACACACAUACGUGGCCUCUGAAGGAGGGCCGCAGGAAGAAGAGUGCAGCGAAAAAUGGGGGCAUAGCGGAAGCAGCGGCCUAUGUGAAGAACCCCCUACUGAAAGACAUCGAUACAGAGUGUUCAGGAGAAUACAGCAUCACUCCGUACGCCGUAUCAGCAGGGCCGAACACGUCGGGUCCGGUGAGGAGUCACUGCAGAUUCCUGUCGUUAGGCUCUGUGCUGAGCUUUGAUCUGCCAAAGGACAUGACUCUCAUACCCAGCAUCCAGGACAUCAUUACGAUAGCGCCUCCAGAGUCCAAAACCGGGGCAGCGCCCCAUCCCGACCCCCACUCCCAGAGACACACAGUCCUGAGCUCUUUCAGACAGACCCGGCCGACUCCCACCGUCACACACAGUUCUGCUGAAACCAGCUUGCCUGAAAUAACAGCAUCCACAACGGCAGCUAAAGAUGUGCCUGAUGUAAACAACGGUUUCCAGCUUCCUCCAUCCCCAGAAGAGGACGAGGAUCAGACUGUUCCCUGUGAUGACUUAUCCAGAACCGGGUUCGCUCUGCACGAAGAUGAAGAGGUUGAGUGGGACAAAAUGGUGUCAGAGAUUGAAAUCAGCCCAAAUGAAAAAGAUGGGACGUACCAUUCCUCAGAGCUGCCUAUUUAUGUAAACCACCCCCCGACUUCCUGCAGAGGAGGACACAAGCACAAGUGUCCCAGCGUGAAUACGCUCAUUCGAGACCUCAAUGGACACCAUUACCAUAAAUGUGCAGGACCCCAAACUGCACAUGAAGACGGUCCUGGAUCUAAGCUGAACCAAGCCUGUCACAUGAGAGUGAACCUGAAGUCCACAGUGAGCGUGAGUGUUCGGCAGGACUCUGUGGACUCCGGCAUCUCCACAUCCAGCAGCAUCAAGCUCUGCGCCGACGCUCCAUGUGCAGACGAUUUGCGGCCUAAGGGCGUUGUGGGAAGGCUUGUAUCUCUUGAAGUGGGAUCCAUAGACUGCGGCGCAAUAAGAGAUGACAUUGGACCACCCUCAGAUACAUCUCCGUCGUCAACAGAGGCGAAAACUGAGUCUGUUCACCCCGACCACCAACAGUUUGAGGAGGAGGAGGAAGAACUGGAGGAUAUUUGGAAUCACACCACAAAAUACAGGCAGAGCGUCUGCUCAGACAUCAUGUACCAGCCCAGACAGGAGGACUUUACAGCCUCCAACCACGCAAAGGAGCCUCUCGGCAGUUCACCUUCAGCUUCUACCCAGGCUGUGCUCUACAGGAACCUGGUCACCGCCUCAGCACCCAAUCUUCUCGUGGCUGAGUUCAAACUGCCUUCUCACAUUCAGUGCUUGCUGGGCUACGACAAAGGUCGAAGUCCCAAAGAAAACCUUCCUCCACUCAGCAAGCGGGACCGGAGGUCCUGGGCAGCUUUUACAAACGGGGAAUCAACCGGCAAGACUUCAGUGGUGGUGAACGAGACCGCAUCUGAUCCAGUGAAGCUGCCGGAUGUGGGGGACAAUCAGAGAUAUAUUUAUCAGUACAGGGAGGAUGAGGAGGAAGAGGAGACAAAUGUGGGGGAGGAGGAGGAGGAGGAGGAGGAGGAAGACGAGCACACAGGUGGCUUGAAGGAUGAGUCCAUGAGCCUGCUGUCAGUUCACAUAGGUCUGGAUGGGAGCAGCCAGCAGAACAAAGCCUCAAUACACCCUCAAGACACAGAGAAUCCAGAGCAGCAGAUGGCCACAGGGGGGCGCUGUUUCAUUCUGCCCUUUCAGAGUGGAAAGCCUGAGCUGCAGUCUAUGGAGGGAACGCUGGAAAGGAAGCACAAGCUACAGCUGGGAGGAAAGAAAGCUGCCUCCAGAGGCUGGAACUGCUACCAUGCUGUCCUGUAUCGAAACACCUUGUGCUUCUACCAGGAUAGAAAGGAUAUACUGAGGAGUUCUGCAUGUGGCCUCCCGCUGAACCUCACCGGAGCCGAGUGUUCACCUGCCCCAGAGUACACCAAGAAACCCAACUGCUUUCGACUGCGGCUGCGCGAUGGGUCUGAAUAUCUGCUCAACGCCUCUUCGCGCUUCAUGAUGAAGAAAUGGAUGAUGAAGAUCCAAGCAAGCACCGGUCAAAGUGAGCCUGCCGGUGUCCCUGCUGAUCGAGAUCUCACCAUAUCUGUAUGUGACAAUCCAGCCGGUCGCCACACUCCCUCCGGACGUGACGGCACCAGCACGUUCCCCAGGAACAAACCACGGGGGAUCGCCCACGCCAAAGAGAUCGUCGUCCUCACCAGAGAGUUCACCCACAUGUCACAGAGUCGCUUAGACGAACCGUCGGCCGCCUGUUCUUCAGACGCUGACACCUGUGCUCUAGAUAGAGAUGAAGGCAGCUUAAAGGAGACAGUGACUCACAGGCUCUCUGGAGGAUUCAGAGGUAACACCUCUCCCUCCCCUGUAUCCUGCGGCCAGGACUGGCUCAGCAGCAAGCGCCGCUCCCACUCCUUUACAUCAGCAACUUACCAGAAGAUCAAGCCUGUGCUGCACACCCUGGGAGGGAAGGUGCCUGAAAGAGGCUCCAACUACUGUGUGACCCUGGUGGUGGGAGACAAGGCAGCAGAGAGCCCGGUGAUGAGCAGGAGCUCCGAGCUGCCGCUGCUGACCUUAGCUGGGUGGCAGCAGGACAGGAAUCAGGAGGCUGCCCUGAGAAGCUACACCAGCCUGCCGCGUCCACGAAACAAGUCUGUCUUCAAAAAGUUCUUUGGGAAAAAGGACUUCUGAGUCAACGGUUCUACUAGUGGAGUGUUUUUCAAAUAGGUCCUAAUGUGCGGUGCACAUAUAAAGCAAAUACUACCAUAGAAAUGCUACUACUGACCAUAUUUAUGAUCAAAGGAUCCACCACAGUUUUAUUUUUGACGUGCUUUGAAUGAAUUCCUUCACUUUUUAUCGGCGUGUAUAUUGAUUCUUUAGUUGUGUUCAUACUGAAACAGUGUAUGAGUGUUUACUGUGCAGUUGCAGGUUUGAUUGAUUGAAUAACAAGUCUUAUUUUUCUCUUCUAUCUGUUUUCUAAUCGAUACCUUAUUGGAUUGUGAGCUGUAAACUUUUCUGUAUCAAUCCACAUCCCGUUGAUAUUACCUUCGCUCCUUGAUGACCAAGUAUUUCCUAUAACUUGAGCCCCCGAGGCUCGCAGUGCCGUUUCAUCGUCACAGCUCCUUUAUUCGGCUUGUACAGAGUGUGUUCAAAGCAUUUCACCUAACCACAUAUCAGCAGUUUGAUACUGCCCGUGCUUGUUUGAU
Molecule: messenger RNA, 7959 nt
Organism: Salarias fasciatus (jewelled blenny)
Lineage: Eukaryota; Metazoa; Chordata; Actinopteri; Blenniiformes; Blenniidae
Gene: mymx
Product: myomixer
Exons: 33
Coding region: 395-7444 (2349 amino acids)
Molecular function (GO): protein binding; phospholipid binding
Source: RefSeq, a predicted model, not a curated record